Molecule: messenger RNA, 2152 nt
Organism: Aplosporella prunicola CBS 121167
Lineage: Eukaryota; Fungi; Ascomycota; Dothideomycetes; Botryosphaeriales; Aplosporellaceae
Exons: 8
Coding region: 177-1718 (513 amino acids)
Source: RefSeq, a predicted model, not a curated record
UGGCCCCAGAGGGUGUGACCAGACGCUGCUUUUCCUUGUACGCCGUAGCUGCCGACCGUUGCUCCCCAGAUCUUUCCUCCCCCAGCCUGAUGGGCGGUGGACUGCCGGUAUUUGGUGCGGCCAUCGAGAACACACCGGUAUCCAUUGACAGGAACCCCUCCAUCGCGUGAUGCAGAAUGGAUUGGUCACUUGUCGACUUGGCCAACGACGCCCAGGACAUCGCGCUCGGUCUGCAGGCGCUCCUGCAGGACCUGUCGGACUUUGAAGAUGAGGUUCUCGGCAACAUAAGCGCCCUUUUCGCCCUCAGCCCAGAGCUCCGGAGACUCGAAAAGGCCCUUGAGCGCCCCAAGAGCCGUCGCGCAGCAGCAUAUGUCACCGAGGAAGUCGACCUUUUGGCUAGUAGCUUGCAGCUGACUCUCGAAUCCAUUCGAAACUUCUUCGGCCAGUCCGAGUAUAGGACUCUGAGGGCUUGGAAUGAGCUCGGUGACCAAUUUGAGUCGGAAGGGCUACUCCUUGAUGACCGCCUGGGCGAAUACCGCCAACUCGCAUCGAGCAUCUGCGAGUACCUACAAGGCGCUAUCGCGGAGGAGGAUUUGGGCGAUGUAUCGUCAUUGGUCAAGCGCCUGAGAGCGCGACAAGCUGUAGGCAGUUCUACAUCCCGUCCCACCAUGCCAGCGAGACCGCACCUCCCACGGCAUCCUCACUACACCCAGCCGGAGCCGUGCUGCGAGUACGAACUCGACUCCAGCGAUUAUGGAGACUUUGGUGAUACGCCAUAUCCCUACCCGCCAGCGCCAGAAGUGGCGUCGCCAAUGAGCCCUACAUUUUCCAACUCCUCUUACGGCACCUACCACUCUUCCGACGCUUCGGUCACCGAUGGUCCGCCCAGCCCAUCACAACAUUGGGCAGUCAGGAUCUUUGAUGGGCGGCAUCCAUGGACGCAGUUCAGCGGAGCGCUCGGUCAACCGACUCGAUGUCUCGGCAGAGACAUGCCCGAGGCAGUCAACCGCCUUUACGCAGACGGAUUUCACAAAGUGAUUGAGCUGCCAUUCGACAACAACGAGGCCGUCGUGAGGCUGUACUGGCGUCCCAGCGACCACCGCGCCCGCAUCCUCUUCCUGACUAUCGACCAACUGGGUCGCCGCCAUCGGCACUGCAUCCCGUUGACGGCCUUGCGCUUCAUCCGCACUGGAUCGUGCUUACAGCUGUGCCGAGUCAAUCAUCAGGAUGGGCAGCUGGACUUGUGGGCGAACCUGCGGUUUAACGGAUAUGAGCGGAUGGUCUUAUUUUACUGCGCGGCGGUGGCUAUGAAGCGCCAGGACUCGAUUGGCACUGCGCCGAACAUGGAGGACUUCUUCCAGCCGGGCGAGAAGAUUGAGUUCGCAGGCGAAAUCGAAGACGACCACUACAGACACGCAUUCCGCAUUUUCCGGGACCGCGCCAGCGGAGCCGUCCGCUUCGAGGCGACAGCGUUGCGCGGCCCGAUGAAGAAGACGCCGAUCUGGACGGCUUUCGUGACGGCGUACGUGGGCGCGCGGGCUUGGAUGCGGCGGCUUGGACCCCGGACCGUCAGUCUGAGCGAGCUGCAUCCGUAUGUUUUCUGCGAGGGGUAUGCGCCGCCGCGCGGUGUGGGGGGUUGCUUUGAGUUGCGGUUUGGGCUCGCGGAUGACUGUGAAGGCUUCGUCCGCCUCUUCCACCGCAUCCCGGUGCCUCGAUGAUUAAGAAGGCCACCACGACGACCACGAUCACAACCACGACAGUAAUGCAGCGGCAUGAUGAUGAUUACGCACGAGUUUACGAUAUACGACUUGAUGACUGACGGCAGAGCGAGCGCGCGAGUAGGGCAUGACAGCCGACCCAUUCAUUCGUUCACUGGCACGGAAUAUGAACAUCGGCAAGAAAAUCAGUAACUAGUUCGAGCAGAGGAUUGCGUGUCUAGGUGUGAGUCUGCUUGCUUAAUCCGUAAUCUCAAAUCAUAUAGGAUGAUUUUGUCUGAACAACGUCGUCUCAAGGUAUAUGGAUAACAAAGCAGUGUUUAGCAUUGUUGCAAACCACCUUUUCCAUUAUAACCUGAACAACGAACUCACUAGUGUAUUGUCCAGCAACAACUCAUAAAUCCGAAAUUAUAUACGACAUUAACCACGAACAAUAU